AGUAGAUGUCCGUGCACGAUCAAGAAUUACAAGCACUAAAUGUUCACAUCAAGCGGCACACACAUACACACUCCGUAUAAACUGGGCAAGUCGAUAGCAAAGCGGCACGACUUUGAGAUGGUGUCAACGCGUAGGUCACUGCCAGACUGGCGGGCGGAAACAUGCCGUUUUCGAAGAAGCGACGCGGGCGACGAUGCCGAAAAGCGGCUAGCAGACCAAUCACAUCGUGCGGAAAGCCGGGUGACAGGACACGAUAGGUAAAGGGAAGAGGGAAGGAACGAGAAUGUACAAGAUUACGUAAAAAUGUUGUACAUAUCCAUUCUAUUUUCAUUUUUACUAAAUGCUGUGUGCGGUGAAGAUUAUAAUUUGCAUGGAGACGCUGGUCAAGCAUACGCUAUAGAAGUUUACCUAGGUCAUCCCAGUCAAAAGCUUAAUGUACUGGUGGAUACUGGUAGCACAACAUUGGCAAUAGCAACUUAUCCACGACAAGAUAAUGAUGAAUAUUUUCAUUUUGCCAAUUCAACUAGUAUUAAUGACAGUGGGAAGGAGAUUCAAGCAAAAUAUUCUCAAGGUAUGUGGUUGGGUCGAUUGGCAUCCGAUUUCAUCCGAUUCCCUUCUCUAUCAAAUUUGCCAGAAGUCAGAACUGAUAUGGCGCUUAUAACGAAGAGUCAUAAAUUCUUCAUGAAUGGAUCAGGUUGGCAGGGUCUUCUGGGGCUUGCAUACCUACCAGUAGGCGCUUGGGGAGAUCAUCUCGUGGUGGAAUCCUGGUUGGACUCAUUAGAUAGAACAUUAAAAAUACCAACGUCUUUUGAGUUGAAAUUAUGUGGAGCCAAAAGUCCUACUAAUGCAACACAUUAUGGAAAUUUUAGAGUGAUUGAUAAUGCAGAUGAAACCCACCAAAGUAUAUUUCGUACGCCAAUAUUGCGCAAACGUUGGUAUGAAGUUGGCGUGUUAUCAAUCAGAGUACUAUUUCAAAAACAACUUAACACAGUAGAUGAGGUUGGCUUAACUAAAAAUAGUCAAGACAAUGACGCAUCCAGAGAUCUGGAUAUAGAAAUGUGUCAGCAACUAAACGAGGAGAAAAGUAUUGUGGACAGUGGUACUACUAAUAUUAGAUUGCCUGAUGACUUAUUUCGACAGGUGGUGGAUAAGUUAAAAAAUGCAGUUUUGGCAUCUAAUAUUCUUAUAUUGGACGAGUUCUGGUACCACGCUGAAGCUGCAUGUUGGACAGAACCUCAGAAUUGGUCAUUGCCAUGGUUGGCGAUAGACCUACUUAGUGAAGAAUCGGAUCACGAGUAUUUCACGUUGGAACUACCACCACAGAAUUACAUGCGAGUAGUGUCUGCCCGCAAUAGCAGCAGUGAGAAUGGAACAGUACCAGAGUUCUGUUAUAAAUUAGGUCUGGAAGCUGGGGGAAAGGAGACCGUUUUGGGAUACACUGCUAUGGAAGGAUUACAGGUUCUAUUUAAUCGAUCAGCCGGCUGGAUCGGCUGGGAGACAUCUAACUGCGGUCCGAACGCGCGUAUCACGGGCCCGUACAACGUGACCGCGUCGAUCAGAAGCACGUGUCAACUAAUCAAGGUUGUAUCAGACGGGGCUGUAUCCAUAAAGGCAGCGCAAUGGACAUUGUGCGUAAUAUCUAUAAUAGCUGCAGCAGUAUUAAUAUAUUUACUAGCGCCGUGCAUUAAAAUGAUGCUUAUGAAACCAUUGCCGAGUUCGAAUCAAAUAUCUUUGUCGCAAGCAGCUCUAGUCGAACCAGCCUCGGCGUAGUUUGGAGUACUGUAAGUUCCUCGUAUUCCUAAUGGUAGGUAUGAGAAUGAGGAUAUUCUUCAUUCAGCUAUUUUAAUGGUAGGAAUAUGAGAAAAUAUCGGUAUUUAUGUAAUUACCGGUAAUAACACUAGUCUAUUUGUAUUUACCUUUAUAUUUUAACGGUACGACAUGGUAAGGUGCGAAUUUACUAAAAUAAACUAAAAUUUCAUCCCAACCAUCUGGACGAGUGGCGGUUCUCCACCGUGCGUUUUUCAAGGCACUUUCUCCAACGCACAACCACUCUUUGGAAUCAACUUCCAGCAGCAGUAUUUCCGAACCAAUACAACAACAUAACCUUCAAGAAAAGAGCAUAUUCCUUUUUAAAAGGCCGGCAGCACACCUGUAAUGCCGUAGGUGUUGUGGGUGACCAUGGGCGGCGGUAGUUACUUACCAUCAGGUGAGCCGCAUGCCCGUUUGCCCCCUGUUGAAAAAAAAAUAUCAUCCUGAUAUAAUCAAAAAGUAAAAUGUUGUACAAUACUAUAAAGUUGAUUUUGUUGGAAAUUGUCUAGGGAAAAUAAAAUCUUGCUGAGCUGCGGUAUUUGACAUAGGCUAGGCACCCAAUAGAAUUAGUACACGGAUAGUUAUGGUAAACGCAUUUACCGUAUUUACUUUAUUGAAGGAGAUGUUAUUUUGUAGAAGUCCAUAUCAUUGGUUAGUCAAUUAGAAUUAUUUUGUUUAAUUCCGCUACCAUUAGUAUGCGUGUGAUUUCCAACACUCAAUGAUUGACUGUUAUUAUUACCAGAAGUUCAACAACCUUCCAUAUUAGUUAAUGACUAACUAGAUACUGUAUUUGUGUUAGUAUUAGUAUGCGUUUUGCGGAGAUGUCGGAAAAAUAUGAGCGAAGUUGCUUAAUAUAAUUGGAAUGGUAUCUACGCUAUCGAUAUACGCUGGCGAGGUACCAGUGAGAGAUGAAUUUAAAGUUAAGUUAGUUAUUAAUAAAAAAUCCCGCUCCCUUUUUCUCGUCACGUUUGCAUUACCUGUAUAUUCGUAGUACUCGGUUAUAGUUUUUUUUUUUUCGUAGAUUUAUAAAUGAUUGUAUUUUGAGCGAAACUUUUAUUAGAAGCGUUCCAAUCCAAUUUAUCACUGCUUAUUUUUUUUUAUGAACUACGUUAGUAAUUAUAUAUUCAUACGACAAGUAAAGUGUAAAAAGGCGAAUUUGAUUCCCGAUUAUUAGGAAUAAUUAUUUUAUUUUAUAUCUUAAUAUUUGAUAAUAAUUUUACUUGAGAUAUUUUUUUCUUUAUGAUCUUUGUAGAGUCGUCUUGAUUGAUUGAUAAUACAUUCAACACAUUAUUUUGCCAUACGUGUCUAUAUUUAAUAGACCUUGAUAUAAUGCCACUACGGCGGUACGAUCUCAUAAGGCAUUAAAUUCACAGGUUCUGUUGUGAGUUCUUGAAGAAAGUUCGUAUUAUUUCUACUUAGUUGCACUGUUUUUUAUAAUUUCCUCAUGCAACUAGUUUUCGAACAUAUAAAUAAGUGUUUGUAAUAAAUAAUUUUCCAUUUUCUUUUUUAAUGUAGUUACACUUUAACCUGUUUCUCUGAGCAUUAUAAUUUGUAGAAAAUCUCACUUACAAUUUUUAUAAUUAUAACAAGAUUUGGUUGAGUGGUUUUAAAAUUGAGAUAGAAUAAUCUAAUUAGGGCCAUCUUUCUUCAUAUAAUGUGUUAUCGUUUUUUAAUUAAUUUUUUUAAGAUGACUUCCAAUUUAUGCAAUUUAUGAUUUAGGUAACGUGAUUAAUUUAGAAACGUGAUUUUUAACACAUUUUAAUAAGUCUAAGGCGAAAACUUGUGAAUAGUUUAGUAUCAACUGAUUUAUAAACUUUAGUGAUAAUUAUUAUCGAUAAAUUGAUAAAAAGUAUUUUCUAAGAAGUAAUAAUAAAAGUAUUUUAUUUAACAAUGUACUUAUCGUCAAUUAUUUCUUAAGUUUUUUUUUUUUUAUAUCUUUAUCAAUAGCGUUCAUAGGUUUUUAUUGCAAGUGAUUUCUUACUUUGUCAAUAAUAUAAAAUAAAUAUUUAGAAAAAUAAUAUUUUAAUAUGUAUUACAUAUUAAAAUAUUAUUUUAAUAUGUUAUUAAAAUAAUAUUUUAAUAUUAUUUAAAUAACAUAUUCAUAUACAAAAUAAAAACAUGAAACAAUAUAAUUUAAUUAUUACUUUAAAACAUCUAAAGAAAAUACUUAUUUGAAAAUAUUUGAAACGUAAAAAAAAUAUGUCAGUAGUAUAAAAAUAAGACCCAUACAAAAACAAAACAGUGUAUUUAAAAAUCACUACGUAUAAACUUAUUUAAAGGUUAUUUAAAUUUUAACUGUUUAAUAGUAACCGUUUAACUAUUUUAAUGCGUAUUUUCAUUAAAUACGUUGUAAAAUUUGUGCCUCGUUUAUUAUGCAUUGUUAUCAUGUUGACAGAUUCAUAAAAUUGCAAAUUUUUAAUAAAAGUCGAUAUAUCCAUCUGUAAGAUGUUUGUAAGGAUUUUGAAGUAAUGUGUAGUUAUAUAUAGUGUAAUUUCUAGUAUGUCAAUUUAAUUUUAAUGGUUAGAAUUUUAUUUUUUAAUACUUUAAGUAAGUGUUGUGCAGAUCGUCGAUAUUUAAUAACAAAUAAAGUGUUAUAAUGUUUAUAAAGAGUCAUUCGAAAAGGGUAUAACUAACUCAAAAUAGUGAUUGUAUACUUUUUAAAUUAUUAUUGUACUAUUUACAUAAUUUGGAUCCUUUGUACGAUAUAAUUCAUGACCACAGAUAAUAUAACAGUCUGUCACUAUUACAUUAAACAAAUUGUGUCAAUCUUCCAAAGCAAAAAAAAAAAACGUACAAGUUAUAAACACAGAUUAAUUUAAUAAAUAAAUAAUUGAAUAAAUUUAUUUUUAUCGAAAUCGAAUCUAAUGACGUUGUUACUAAGCUUUUUUGUGUAGUAAUACAUAAGUCAAUAAUACUGUUGAUGAUUUAAAAUUGAAUUUUAAUAUUCGUGCCUAGCAAUUCUUGUGGAAAGCGCCGCAUACAUUUUGCACAAAUUUUAUUAAAACACAUCAAGUUUAGUGAUGUUUCGUGUUAUGGCAAUAAUCCAUAAAUGAAAGUACUAAGAAGAAACAUUUUUGUUGAAAAACAUACUGUCUUUAUAUGUUCUUAGAAUUUGCAACUAUUUGAUAGCUCUAUAUUUCGAAAAGAAUGAUUCUUUGGUACCGUUAGAAAAAUACCAAGAAUUAACACAAACAUUAAUAUAAUAAUAAUAAUAAUACCACGUUAAAUUCUAGUAAGAUACGACGACGCUAACAGUUAAUGUUUCCAACUACUUUAUUAUUGAUUAUUUAUUAAAUUUAUUACUCAUACCAUACAAAUUAUGUAAACGAAUAUCUGUUUUCCAUGAAAUUCUUUCAGAUUGUAGCAAUAAGUAGUAAUAGGUACUUUUUUAGCCACCAUCACGAGUAUCGAAUAGGCAUUUUUAGUUUACGACUUAUAGCAUGACAAAAUGUUUCGUAAAAUAAAUAAUGGAUACAUUUUUUGCGUACAGUUAAGUUUUAGUUACAGUAAGUAUGAAAAGAUAUUAUUAUCGUUUGAAUCUACGCUUAAAAUAUAGAUCUUUUGAGGGUUUUUUUUUUAGUAAUGAGCUUAUUAAUAUGCUUAAGUAUUAGUAUUUAUUUCAGUCAUUAGCUUCAUCAGAAUACUUAUGUGUAUUGUGUAUAAUUACGCUUAUUUGUUUUUAAACUAGCUUUUUAUAAUAGAUAUUAAGCGAGAACAAAUGCUAUUGUAAAACUUCUACUCUGCUUAAGAAAUUACGUAUUGGUAUUAUUGCUCAUUGUUUUAAUCAUUUUUUGUGACUAAACUCUUAUAUUUUUACUCGAAAUUUAAAAAUGCACUGCAAUUAAUUUAAGGACUAAAAAAAUAUGUAGAAGAGACUAGGCGGAUAGAAUGUAUUUAAAAUCGAUAAUUACGUGUUUGAAGAAAAAAGAAUUUAUCUAACACACACAUGAUACAUGCGUCGGUCAUCGGCUCCAUUUAGUACCAAUUGUAAAUUUUUUUUAAAGGAAAUUUAACCCAUUGGCUUUAACAAAUUCACCAACUAUUUGCAGUUCAUUUUUAAACUUGUACAUUGGAAGUUCGUGCAAUAAUAUCUAACAUUGUUUAAAUUUUAUAUUAUAUGGCUAAAAAAAUCAAAUAUCAAAAUUUGCGCUUAUUUCUCACGAGUUUUGCAAUAAUUAAGUAAUUUCUCAGUAAUUUUCGUAUACAUAUUUUUUUUCUUAGUAUUAUUUAUUAAUAUUGUCUUAAUGUGUGAUAAUAAAAUUAUCUUAUACUUUGAAUCUUUGUUAUAAAAUUCACUUUGUAAUUAAAUCGUUAAAGUGGUAUAAGUAAUCAAUCUAUCUGAAAAUAAACUGACCAAUCAAGGCAAAAGGGUUUCAACGCUAACAUUGAGAUUAUAUUUAUAAUAAAAUAUUGUACUUAC
Molecule: messenger RNA, 6229 nt
Organism: Galleria mellonella (greater wax moth)
Lineage: Eukaryota; Metazoa; Arthropoda; Insecta; Lepidoptera; Pyralidae
Product: beta-secretase 1-like
Exons: 11
Coding region: 304-1770 (488 amino acids)
Biological process (GO): amyloid-beta metabolic process; membrane protein ectodomain proteolysis
Cellular component (GO): trans-Golgi network; endosome; membrane
Molecular function (GO): aspartic-type endopeptidase activity
Source: RefSeq, a predicted model, not a curated record